AUGAAGACCUUAGGGAACGGAUGCAUCCUUGGGAUGCUAUCUUGUGCUUUCUACCUUCCACUGGCAGCCUCCUUUCAAAAAGUCACCAUCCCGGCAGAGCUGAAGUCGGUGGUAGCUAAAGUCGCUGUGAACACCACGUCCUGCAGCGUCACCUGCGGGCUGGGCUUCAAGCUGGAGGAGAUGUGCGAGAUCACUCCGGCCGGAGGGAGGAGGAACUGCACCCUGCGCAGGUCCCCGUGCCUCACCACCUGGGGCUGUGGCUUGCUCCACUUCACCGUCCCGGUGGGCAAACCGUUCACGUUCAGCUGCCUGAGCUCGGACACGGUCGACUUCGUUAGCCGAGCCUAUACCUGCACGUGGAGGCUUGCCCCAGGCCUCAUCACCAUGAACGAUGUCCUGUUUGGACCUUUCAAAAACCCCGGUUACGUCGUCCGGUUUUCCCCCACCAGGGAGUCGGACGCGGGGACUUACCGCUGUGAUGUGCGGAUGCUGAAGACGUUCAGGGUCAUCAAGAGAGUCUACUUCGGGGUCAGAGUGAUCCGAAAUGACUUAGUGGAUCUGAACUUUGAGAAGUCCUUGACUCACGAGCAGAAGCUAGCAGCAAACGAGGAGGAAGGGAUCAAAGGAAACAACACCCACACAGAAGUGCAGCAGCACUUCUGGCAAAGAAAAUCAUUUUAUAAAUCCCUGAUAGGAAUUGGAAGUGGAGUGAUAGGAGUUCUCUUACUGAGAGCAGCUCUCCGCUCUUUGCAGAAGGCUUUGAGAAGAAGCGAUGCAGAGACGCAACCUGAGUUUUAA
Molecule: messenger RNA, 798 nt
Organism: Cygnus atratus (black swan)
Lineage: Eukaryota; Metazoa; Chordata; Aves; Anseriformes; Anatidae
Gene: TMEM81
Product: transmembrane protein 81
Exons: 1
Coding region: 1-798 (265 amino acids)
Source: RefSeq, a predicted model, not a curated record